CUGAUAAAAGGUGUGCGCCCCCACUGCCCAGCUAAUACUUUUCAUUUUAGAGAUAAAAUUAUCCUAAUUUUCCUGCUUUGAAUGCAAAUCUAUUCCAAUAUCAAUCUUUCCACCUUGAAAAGGGCCAGACUAUUAAAAAAAUCUUUCAUUUAUAUCCCCUCUGAAAGAGGUGUGUUUUUCAAACCCAUCAUUGUCUUCACUGUUAGAAAGGAAUGUGCACAUUUAUAACUUAUGUAAUUUUUUGAUAAUAUUACAUUAGCUUGGCAUCCAAUUGUAUGCAUAAUGAUUGCAGCUUUGGUGUCAAAGCAAUAUCUCUCUGAAUAGGAAAAUGAAUUCAGUUUCUGGUAUUGCAUAAGGGGCAAAUUACUCUUUGCUAUAAGUAGAGUACCUUUGCAGUCUAUGUACCUAAAUUUAGAUAGCCUCUGAGAUAUGGGAGAAUUGACCUAGUAUGAAACAAAAGUUUAGACGUUAUAGUGAGAAUGUCCUUCAUUCUGUGCAUUCAUUCGUGUAAAGGGCACACCCAGUGACAGACUCCAGAACAUCAAAACUGUGAAGCAUGGGUGGGGGAGAUACUUGCACUCCUUUUGUUUUUGUCUGAACUCUCAAAGCAGAGCGCUAACAAAAGUAUUGUGAAAGCAAAGACAAAACAUUGGCUAACUUGAGAAAGAGGGGUUCGGACCAUAAGACUUGAGAUGAGACUUGUAUGUGCAUGAUUCAGACCACAGAGGGCACUGGCAUGACCAUGGGUUAGGGUCAGAUGAAAAACUCAUUUGGUGUGAGGGAGACAUAUACAUCCCUUGCCCGGGCCACAUCUCCUGGUUACUCCACAUGAAUUUAUCAAACUUAGCUCACCAGAGUAGCUACAUUAUGAGAAGUUUUGAAUGACAGACAACCUUGGGAAUUCAGACUAGAGGCAAUUAAGGGAACAUUUUAAAAUUUCGAGGGAGGAAAAUCUGCAAGGGAAAUGGUAUGUUUUGGAAAAAAUUAAUUCUUUGGAGUUACCUACAAAGUGGGGGUGGGGGUGGGAGCAGGACCAGGAAGCUCAGUGAAGCUAUUCUAAUGCUUCAGAUAUGACGGCAGCUCAAAUAGCUGGCUUGAGACCAGAAAGGAAUGGUGAUGUGUGGUUGAGAAAGCUUGCUAUUUGUACUCUGGUUUUGUCUUCAUGGAGUUUAGCCUAAAGCACAUCUCAAGAGCCCGUUUGCCCACCUGUUGCAGUUGCUUUCCUGUGUGUAUUCAGCCUUUGAAACUUGUACACACUUAUUUCAAAACCUACGGUUGCUACAGUGACAUGAAAAAGACUUGACAUUUCUGUAUUUUCUGACUUCUUCAUGGCUUGGGGCAGGACAUCCUUUUCAUGACCAUUUUUAUUUUCUGUACAUUUAAAAGAAUUUUUCAAAGUUGUGUGAAAAGUAGCAAAAGCCAUAUGAAGAUAUUGUUCUAGUCAGAAAAAGACUGGAAUGUCCGUUGUGUGAGUUGCACUUUCUAUUUGUAUGAAAGGUUCUCUCUGUAGUGUAACUGUGUGUCAUUCAUGUCAUAAACCACAUGACGGUGUUGUAGAUAAGUGUAACAGACUUUGCCCUGUGCUGGUGACAAGCGGCAGAGCAGAACAGUUGGACUCACUAGGAAGGAGACCACAGGCUGGAGGAUCCUGGGAAGGUGGCGUAGAGGCAUUAUGAAAGACUUCUACGUCAGAGUUACCAUCACAGUUAUAGGUCUUUGCUUUCCGGGAACAGCGACAAACUCACCGAGAAAAAGUGGUGUUUUCCGCAACCCUGAGUACCAGUGGGAUGAGCAUCUCUUAGCAAACUGGUCUUCUAUGAGACACACAUCACAGAUAGCAGACACCGUGGAUGUGAGUUCCCUUUCCUUUCAAGUCUUCUUCCAGUCUCACACGAGAAAAGAAUGGCAAAUAAAACAUCUGGACCUCAGUAACCAAAGCAUAUCGAAAAUGACCCUCAGCCCUCUGGCUCCUUUACAUGCUCUGGAAGUACUAAACCUCAGCAACAAUGCCCUGCGUUCCCUCUCGCUGGAUCUGCCCCGGGCUCGCCCCGCUCAGCAAAGGCGGCACAGAAACAGCUCCCACAGCAGACUGCCCCGUCUAAAGGUACUGAUACUGCAGAGAAACCAACUCGGUGGCACUCCUAAAGGACUGUGGAAGCUGAAGUCGCUACAGAGUCUGGAUCUGUCAUUCAACAGGAUAGUUCACAUCGGGCUGUCUGAUUUUCAUAGCUGCCUGCAGCUGGAGAACAUCUAUUUAAAGAGCAACAAGAUAUGCGCAGUUCACCCUGAAGCCUUCAAGGGCCUCAACAAAUUACAGGUGGUAGAUCUCAGAAGCAAUGCACUGACCACCCUUGCACCCAUUGUGACCAUUGCUCUAGAAUUACCCCACCUGGAACUUGACUUGGCUGAUAACCAGUGGCAGUGUGGCGAGAGCAAUGACAACUUCCAAAAUGUCACCUCUGCAUCCUGGAGGGAGAAGUGGGAUGCCAUCUGCAACACGGCUGUGGGGAAUGAAAAGCCAUAUUUGGAGACCCCCCAGAUCAGAAUUUCCAGGGAAGCACACCGUCCUCCUGCUCCGAGUGACGAGAAUGGCCUCGUGCAGAGCAAGGCAGAGAGACCCCAGGAAGGAGUGGACGCUCACCUUUCCACUCUGGAGAAGCAGGCACAGGUGGACGAUGGUGGUCUCAAGGAGAUUCGGCCACAGAAAGAGGCACAGGUGGCCUAUGAUGACCUCGAGGAGACACAGCCACGGCCCCCCACAGAACUCAGAGACUCCCAGGACGGACAUGACGCUGACAGAAAGGAGGCUGACUCCCCAGACCUCAUCCUGGCCAUCUGCCUGUCCGUGUUCAUCACAUUUGUGGUGGCCUUCUCCCUGGGCGCCUUCACAAGGCCUUGUAUUGACAGGCUAUGGAGACAAAGCUGCCUGAGCAAAAGACCUGGCGCCGAAAAUGCCUAUGCAAAUGAGGCUUUCUAUGAUGAAGUCGAAGCUCCCCGGCGUGUUCAGUGCCAAGGGGCAGAGCUGCGCCAAGCUCCCCACGACCUCAACCUUUAUGAGACCCAGAACCCUUCCUGGGUGACAGAGCCAAGUCUAUACGAUACCAUCAUGUCAGAAAUGGUAUCGCAGAGCAGCAGAAUGGAGCUCAGUGGUCAACAGAACCCAAUGCAAGUCGAGGACAACACUGGGGUAAGAAGUGGCGUCUGCAAUGUGCUUCCAUAUGCCCACGUAACCCAUUCUGCUCUCCCUGGACUUCCAAAUGCUGAUACUCAAGAGUGGAUUUCAACAGAACAGGAUCACUACGAUGUUCCCGAAGAAUUACAUUAUGACACGGUGGCCCGGGAAUAUUCUCUCCACAAGGGUGUGAUGGAUGAAUCUUCCAUUGCUGGCCCUCUGCGAACUGUUCCCAGCCCCAUCAAUGAUGGUGGAUGGGACGAAUUGCACCUGUCACAGUCAGGAGAUGUUGUAGCUCCCGUCUCUAAAACUCUGGUACAUACAAACACACAAGGGUCUGGGGAGAGUGAGGAAAGGGGGUGCCCUGAACCUUUGGUAGCUAUGGGAUCACCGGUAGAAUCUUCCCAAGUGAGCUAUUCCAUCAGCGGGCUGGCCACACAGCAGCCAAGCUUCCAGGAAGCCAACGGUGAGGAAGAGGUGUCAGGUGUCUACGAUGAAGUCUUAUAUAAUGGCCCAGGAGAUGUAGACCCACCCUCCCUUAUGCCAAGAUGGGACAGUGACCCUUAUGUUACUCCUGCCUCUGAGGAGCCUGUGCUAAGAGAUGCUCCUCUUGACUCUCAUUAUGACUUGGUGACCAAUUACGAGUCUGAUUCUGACGAGGGCUCUUUGUUUACCCUGAGUUCUGAGGAUUCUGAGGAUGCAAGGAGCUUGCCCGAGGAACAGGCAUCUGUGGAGAAUGGUGGGGCUAGUCAGGCCCUCCCCAGCAGGAACUUGGGAGAAUACGAGGACAGUGUGGCAUCAGCAGGAAGUGAUGAGGACAUCACUCCACAGAGGAUUCUGGAGAAAUGUGAAAUUCGGGAAGCUCUCUUUGGAAACCUUCUCAUUUCUAGUCCAGACUCAUUUGUUGAGAUGAAUCUGGAAAGUGACUCUAACUCCACUGGCCCUCAGAUUAUAGCAACCUGGCCUAAGCCACUAGGCUAUAAGCUAUCCCAUCAUGAGCCCCCAGGCGUACUUGUAUGUGAUGGUGGUGUAGGGCUCCAGUCCAAGGUAGUGGAGCACUACUGCCUUAGCGACCUGGAAUUCCCAAAUGUGGAUCAUUCACCGUCACCAAGAAGCCUGCCACCAAAGAUAAGUAAACAUCGGUAAAUAGCCACCUUGUGUGGCUGGGGGAUAGAGCUCUGUUGGCGGACUGUUUUCUCAGAAUGCACAAAGUCCUGGGUUCAAUCCCCAGUACUGUAUAAACUGGGCACAGUGGUACAUACUGUCAUCCCAGAGACAGGAAACAGGGCUUAAACUGAAAUGGAUUUUUCAGGGUGGGUGAUAGGGUGGUCUGACAAACGAGAGCCCUAUUGCUCCAACAAUCAACUUGAGACAGAUGGUAGGUCUACAUGAGAAGGCCUGGCUUCCCACUCAGACUCCAGGCUCACAUCCCCAACUUCCAUUGCCCAGGUCUACAUGGAUCACCCUGGAACCUAAAAGUCAUCAUUUUCAUUCACAAAUAUGAUCUCCCAAGGUCACUUUUUGAGUCAACAUGAUCACAGUGUCAACCCAGUAAAUCCAUUUACAGUU
Molecule: messenger RNA, 4741 nt
Organism: Mesocricetus auratus (golden hamster)
Lineage: Eukaryota; Metazoa; Chordata; Mammalia; Rodentia; Cricetidae
Gene: Lrrc66
Product: leucine rich repeat containing 66
Molecular function (GO): protein binding
Source: RefSeq, a predicted model, not a curated record